Molecule: messenger RNA, 1180 nt
Organism: Dentiscutata heterogama
Lineage: Eukaryota; Fungi; Glomeromycota; Glomeromycetes; Diversisporales; Gigasporaceae
Source: the annotation of a GenBank genome assembly
AGCUUCAAGACGUCUUUCUCCAGAGGCUUCAUAUUUAGCCAGGGAUUUCUGUUUCACCCUUUGCCGGGGGUCGCAAGGGACGGAUUCUCAAAUUAAACUUCGAAACGAUAAUUUAUUUCAUCCGUUUUCAAAAUCCCCAAUAAAAAGUCUUCAAGAACGAGGUGAAUUAAUUAGAAAAUUCGGUAAAUGUCCAGUCUGUGAAGAAUUGGCUAAAGAGAACCAAAAGAAGCCAGCUUAUGAAUGUCCAGAUUGUGGAAUUCCUACUCAUUGUUCAGAAGAACAUUAUAAAAAUAACUUAAUUGAACAUAAAUUGCAUACAUGUAAAAUGUUAAGAGAAUUCAAUGAAGAUAUGCAUGAUUUAAUGAGUGGUUCACAACCACUUGAUGAAGAAAUUAAUUUGUUAAAUUGGGACACAUAUUUGUACACGAGAGGAUUUCCAAGUAUAGACCUUGAUCGUUCAUUGAGACACGUGUCUAAAGUGUUAACAUACCCGAUAACCAUUGCUUCCGUUUUACACCAAAAUGGUCCUUAUACACUUCGAAAUCGAUUGACAACCGAAGGCUUAAAGUCGUUAACUGCAUUGAGAACGACCUUGCAUCCAAAACAAACUAGUAUUGACAUAAAAACACUUCGACCCGGAGAAACGGUCCGAAUCUUUAUCAUUGGUGCACGAGCCGAAGCACAAUUACCUUUACAUCUAUAUACACAACUUUCAUAUUUAUUCCCAACCAUAACAUUUCAUUUUCAUUUCGUUGGCCCAGAAUCGCUUCCACGUGGAACUGAACCAUAUACAACACAUUUUAACCAUUAUCUCUCAUUUACAUGGAAAAAUUCUUUAUAUCAUGAUUAUCAUGAUACAAUAUAUCCAUUUGAUCCAUAUUGUGACGCGUUCUUUCUUUUUAACCCUGAAGAGGAUGAUACAUUUGAAUUUGAUUGGAUAUUAGAACCAGGUGAAAAUGAGUUUAAAAGUUUACGAAGAGACAUUGAUAUACAAGACGUACGAAUUGGUGUCUAUCCAAAUUGGGGAAUUUUUGGGAUAAGAGGGAAAAGAUAUGAUAUACGUCACUAUGAUGAGGAGGAAGGGGCAAUAGAAGUUAAAGAGGAGGAUGAAUGGGAAGAAACGGAAGAAAUAAAGAGAAUAGAAGCGGGAGGCAUGCCAAAACAGCAAAUUCGGCAUUAA